Molecule: messenger RNA, 1472 nt
Organism: Girardinichthys multiradiatus
Lineage: Eukaryota; Metazoa; Chordata; Actinopteri; Cyprinodontiformes; Goodeidae
Product: protein yippee-like 5
Exons: 3
Coding region: 347-709 (120 amino acids)
Source: RefSeq, a predicted model, not a curated record
UACUAGGGCCAUUUAAAAAACACAGGGAAUACAGCAGAUUAAACUUUCAGACACAUAAUCGAGCGUUAUCAUCAAUAUAAAUGUAAAGUAAGUUAUUAUUUUCACAAAAUAGAGAUUCUUUACAUUUAUUUUGAAAGUCUUAAGCGGAAACUAUGACUGUCAUCAUCGCUAACUUGCUUGACGUUGCCUGGGAUGUUUUCACGAAAACAAAGCAAAGCAGGAGAGACGAAGAAUUAUAGUUUUCUAGAUAAUAAAGACGAAAAGUGACUUAGAUUUCGACCUGAAAGUACUUUUAAAUUGUCUUCAUUGUACGUUUCGAGCGGCUGUUGCCCCACCGGAUGAGAAAAUGGGCCGCAUCUUUCUGGAUCACAUCGGUGGGAGUCGCCUCUUCUCUUGUGCCAACUGUGACACUAUUCUGACCAACCGUGCUGAACUCAUCUCCACACGGUUCACAGGAGCAACUGGCAGAGCUUUUCUCUUUAAUAAGGUUGUGAAUCUGCAGCACAGCGAGGUGCAAGACAGAGUCAUGCUGACGGGAAGACACAUGGUGCGAGACGUCAGCUGCAAGAACUGCAACAGCAAGCUGGGCUGGAUGUACGAGUUUGCCACCGAGGAGAGUCAGCGCUACAAGGAAGGCCGGAUAAUCCUGGAGAGGGCGUUGGUGAGGGAGAGCGAAGGCUUCGAGCACGUUCCAUCUGACACUUCUUGAGUUCACCAUCACUAUCGCUGUGCUUAAAGUCAUGCAGCUUUUCCCGCCAGCAGUAGUACACCCCCUUGCAUGGACGGUGAUCAUUUUGUCAGUAGAGCUGCACCAGAUUAAAAUCCUGAGGUGGGUGUUUGUGGGAAAUUCAGAAUUAAGGAUGAACCAUGUUGCUUUUCUGCCCAUUUCAAAUUUCCUACAGUUUUACUGCAUGCCCAGUAGGCUGCACAGUUCUUCUGGUGUGGUAGGAGGUAAGCCGCUGCUAUCAGAUGAGGAGGUUUUUCUCUUAAUUUACAGUAUGAGGCUCAGACAGAGACAGAGCAUUAAGUUUAACAAUCGAAGCAGUUAAGAUCAUCAAUGCUUUUUGCUGUAGUUACCCUUGUUUAAAGGGUGAGUAACAAUUUCUUUUGAAACACAUUUUCUAACUCUUUUCAGUGUGAUGCUUUGUUUAUUUAUUCUGUUUAGAGAAACAGUUGUUAGUUUGAAACAGUUGUUAGUUUAUUAUUUUAACUUAUUGCAAUAAAAUGCAUUUGAGUAAAACAAAAAUAACAUGCUUUGCAUCUGUGAGUUUCCAGCAACCAAAAUGUUUUUAAAUUAAAUGCAUUUCGGUGCAUGUUUAGUGGCAAGAUCCAGUUUCAGUGAUUACAUUUCCUAUUUUUUAUUGAUUUAUUAAACCUUUUUUGACAAUAAUGUAACUUAAUUCCAGUUAUUCAAAGGGUAUCUGAUGGCAUGCUAUUUUAUUCCAGAAAAAAUAAAAACAAUUUAAACAGUC